GUUCAUUUCUGUGUUUUCUUGCGACGGCACACACUCGUUUGGGACUAUGGCCACGACGUCGAGCGGCUCACUCCCCAGCGGCUGCGGGGUUUUCACUACUGUUCCCGACGUCUUCUUCAUUCCGGAGUUUGUCUUUGGGGGUCUGGUGUGGAUUCUGGUUGCCUCUACGAGGGUGCUCAUGGAUAACCCCCAAGGCUGGGUGAUGUUUGUGUCCGUCUUCUGUUUCUUCUUCACCACUUUGUUGUUCCUCCUCUACGUCAGCGGAGUCAACCAGAAGAGCAGUGUGUGGCUAACGCUGGAUGUGGCCUAUCACGCCCUGGCUGCCUUCUUCUACCUCAGCGCCUCUGUGGCUCUCGCUAAUGUAACCAUCAGAUUACAGAACGAUUCUGUCAACUUUAAGUCCUACCAGGAAGACAUUGCUGCCGUGGUCAUGUCAUAUGUCGCGACGCUGUUCUACGCCCUACAUGCUGUGUUCUCUGCCAAACGAUGGAAGUCUUCCUGAAACGCGCCGAAGGACCGGACACUCGACUCAGGAUUUGCCUACUUUUGGACAUUUUGGACUGCGAGUCCCCCGUACGCAUGUCUCUUUCGUGAUUUUGCACCAACCAGCUGACUGCUUAUUUGCUCUGUUAAUUGCUCUGUGAUCUUAAAAUACUGUUAAAUAAUAUCUUUUCAAUGUCAACAUUGUGAUCUUAAAUACUGUUUUCUACUUUACUGUAUGUAUAUUUCGGGAGAGACAUUCAAACACUGGUUUUUAAUAUGAUAUAUGUAAUUCAUAAUAGGCUGAUGAUGAGUAAAAAUGAGAAAUGAACCUGUGAUGGCA
Molecule: messenger RNA, 823 nt
Organism: Anguilla rostrata (American eel)
Lineage: Eukaryota; Metazoa; Chordata; Actinopteri; Anguilliformes; Anguillidae
Product: myelin and lymphocyte protein-like
Exons: 4
Coding region: 47-502 (151 amino acids)
Biological process (GO): myelination
Cellular component (GO): membrane
Molecular function (GO): structural constituent of myelin sheath
Source: RefSeq, a predicted model, not a curated record